AUGAUUCCUGCACUCAACACAUUCCGCUCGCGUGCUGCCAUGACUGGCCGUGCAUUGCGUGCUGGCAAUACUUUUGCUAGCCAGAAGCGCUUCUUGUCUCUGCACGAGUACCUCUCUAUGGAUUUGCUCAACAAGUACGGCGUCAAUACGCCCAAGUCUAUUCCGGCGAAGACCCCCGAGGAGGCGUUCGAGGCUGCAAAGAAGUUCGGAGGCAAACCUGUUGUGAUCAAGGCGCAGGUGCUUGCGGGCGGCCGUGGUAAAGGUCAUUUUGACAAUGGCCUUAAGGGUGGUGUCCACCUCGUCAAGACCCCUGAGGAGGUCCGCGACCUUGCUAAGCAAAUGAUCGGUGCCAAGCUGAUUACCAAGCAGACCGGCGCUGCAGGCCGUGAAUGCAACGCGGUUAUGAUUGCAGAAGCGCGCCCGCCGAAGAAGGAGUACUACGUCGCACUGCUCAACGAUCGUGUAAAGCAGCUCCCUGCCAUGAUUGCCUCGAGCGAGGGCGGUACCUCGAUUGAGGAGGUUGCGGCAGAAAACCCCGACGCAAUCAUUACCACCACCAUUGACUUGGAGAAGGGUCUUGACGCGCAGACCGCGCAGCAGAUCGCUCACAAGCUCGGGUUUUCCGGCCCCGAGCAGGAGAAGCAAGCUGCAGACAUUUUCCAAAAGCUUUACAAGCUGUUUGAUGAGCGCGAUGCCACGCAGGUUGAGAUCAACCCGCUGGCCGAGAGCCAGGACGGCGAAGUGCUCUGCAUGGACGCCAAGCUCGGCUUUGACGAUAACGCCGACUUUCGCCAGAUCGACGUGUUUAAGCAGCGCGAUCUCACACAGGAAGACCCCAUCGAGGUUGAGGCCGGCAAAUACGGCCUCAACUUUAUUAAGCUCGAUGGCAACAUCGGCUGCUUGGUCAACGGUGCCGGUCUGGCCAUGGCAACGCUCGAUGUUCUCUCGCUAAAUGGUGGCCAGCCUGCCAACUUCUUGGACGUUGGUGGUGGUGCGAACGCCGCCGCGGUGAAGAAGGCGUUUGAGCUUCUGCUGCAGAGCAAGGAUGUGCGUGCUAUUUUCGUCAACAUUUUUGGUGGUAUUAUGCGCUGCGAUGUUAUUGCGGAUGGUAUCGUACAAGCCACGAAGGAAUUGGAUCUCAAGAUCCCUCUUGUGGUGCGGUUGCAAGGUACAAAGGAGCAGGAGGCCAAGAAGAUCAUCAAAGAUUCUGGCCUCAAGAUCGCUGCAUUUGACGAUCUCGACCAGGCUGCCGCCAAGGCUGUCGAGGUUGCCAAGUAA
Malassezia vespertilionis is the source of this 1278-nucleotide messenger RNA. RefSeq lists its product as uncharacterized. Lineage: Eukaryota; Fungi; Basidiomycota; Malasseziomycetes; Malasseziales; Malasseziaceae. Gene Ontology annotation, biological process: succinyl-CoA metabolic process; tricarboxylic acid cycle. Bases 1 to 1278 code for a protein of 425 amino acids. The transcript is spliced from 2 exons. Gene Ontology annotation, cellular component: succinate-CoA ligase complex; mitochondrion. Gene Ontology annotation, molecular function: metal ion binding; ATP binding; succinate-CoA ligase (ADP-forming) activity. The record is from RefSeq and is a predicted model, not a curated record.